This is a messenger RNA of Triticum turgidum subsp. durum (durum wheat), 1164 nucleotides long. NCBI's taxonomy places the organism in Eukaryota, Viridiplantae, Streptophyta, Magnoliopsida, Poales, Poaceae. The record is from the annotation of a GenBank genome assembly.
AUGGACUACUACAACAUCCUCAAGGUGAACCGGAAUGCCACAUUGGAGGACCUCAAGAAGUCGUACCGGCGGCUCGCUAGGACGUGGCACCCCGACAAGAAUCCGACUGGUGGCGCCGAGGCUGAGGCCAGGUUCAAGCAGAUAACUGAGGCCUACGAGGUACUAAGUGAUCCAGAAAAGCGUGCAAUUUAUGACCAAUAUGGUGAAGAAGGUUUGAAGGGUAUGCCUCCACCUGGUUCGCAAAGCCGGACCGCCACAGCUUCUGGCUCAAGUGGGCCAAGUAAUUUCCGUUACAAUCCUAGUGAUCCAGAUGAUAUCUUUAAUGAGUUCAUGGCGAGCAACAAGCCAUACACCUUUGAUCAAGACCGAAGGCGCUUUCAACCAGCACACCGGACCUCAGCAGUGAAUGGUCGAAGUGAAGCUUCUUCCAGUUCUCAGAAGGAGCCUGGUACCAGUACAAGCCAUCUGGAAAAGCCACCGCCUGUGGAGAAGACAUUACUUUGCACUCUUGAAGAGCUGUAUAAUGGAACAAAAAGGAAGAUGAAGAUCACUAGGAAUGUCGCAAAAUCAGAUAGGUGGUUGAUAAAUGCACACGUGCUUUGCAUAACUGAUGUUAAAAUCAUUUUGAAUAUGAGCCAGGUGGCUGAUAACCAUUUUGUUGGCUUGAGAUGUUGUGUUCAGUAUCUUGCGCAUCUGAUUGUCCCUCUUCAUGUCAUCUUCUGUAGAAAGGUAGAAGUUGAGACAGAGAUCUUGCAGGUCGAGGUGUUGCCAGGCUGGAAAAAGGGAACAAAGAUGACAUUUCCCAACAAAGGCGACACGCUGCACGGCUAUUUACCGCAGGACCUGACCUUCGUCAUCGACAUGAAGCCCCAUGACACCUACACUCUGGAAGGGAACAACCUCCUGGUAAGCCAGGAGAUCCCCCUGGUGGACGCUCUUGCCGGGACAACCAUAAACCUCAGGACCCUUGACGGCAGGAGCCUUCCCGUCAGGGUGGAGGAAGUGGUGCGCCCUGGGCAGGAGAUUGUGAUCGAGAACGAAGGGUGGCCGAUCAGGAAGGAGCCUGGGAAGAAGGGGAGCCUGAGGAUCAGGUUCGACGUGGCCUUCCCGGCGAGGCUAUCCUCGUCGCAGCGAGCUGCCAUCAGGCGGAUCAUGGGGAGCUAA